AUGCUUCGGCUCUCCGCAUCGCGCGCAUUGCCGCGGAUCCCGCACCGCGCAUUGCGCCUCGAUUGCCGCUGCGCUUCGUCGCUCAAUAUUCCCGCCGCGCAGUAUCCAAUCAGCAGCCCCGCCCAUUCCGCACGUUCUCGAACCCCAGCUGUCGCUCCGCACAGCGCCACGUCAGCAUCGUCCAUUUGCGGUACUAGUUUUCUCUCGGGCGCGCCGAAAGCGCGGAAAUCGGCCGGAAAUUUCUCUUCCAAGUCGUCUCGCGGCGCGUCGUUUUCUUAUCGUCGCUACGCUUCUGCUGCCGCCUCUGCCGCCGCAGAUGGCGGCGUGGUAUCCGCUGCAGCUGCGGCAGUCGCGGAGCGAGCGUCGGCGGGAGUUAAGGAGAGCGCGAGCAGGCCCAACCUGCUGGACGUGUUGAGGGAGAGGGGUCUGGUUGAUGCAGUCACGAGCGAGGCGUUCCGGGAAGCGGCAGAGCACCCUCUGAAGAUCUACGUCGGAUUCGACCCCACCGCUGAGUCACUGCACCUGGGAAAUCUCCUGGGCAUCAUAGCUCUCGCAUGGGCGCAGCGCUGCGGGCACACAGCAGUGGCGCUGCUGGGGGGGGCAACAGCGCGAGUGGGGGACCCGUCGGGGAAGAGUGUGGAGCGGCCGGUGAUGGAUGAGGAGACAAUCGCACGUAACAGCAGUGGGAUUUAUAAAGUGCUUGAAGACAUCCUCUCACGCCCGGAAAACCAAGGGACCGUUCCAGGUGGAAGGCUAGAGCUAGUGAACAACUACGACUGGUGGAAGGGUGUUUCGCUGCUUGAGUUCCUGAGGGACGUGGGCAAGCAUGCGCGGGUGGGGGCGAUGAUGGGCAAGGAGAGUGUGAAGAAGCGACUGGCGUCAGAGGAGGGGAUCAGCUACACCGAGUUCACGUACCAGCUGCUGCAGGGCUAUGACUUCGUGCAUCUCUAUAAAGAGAAGGGCAUCACAGUGCAGAUGGGCGGCAGCGACCAGUGGGGGAACAUCACUGCCGGCACUGACCUGCUUCGACGGCUGCAGGCAGCAGGGGUUGUCCCCUCCAGGGUGCCCACAGGGGGGGAGGGGCAGCAAGCGGAGCACCAGGAGAAGUCAAGCGAGCAGCAGGAGGGGGAGCAGGGGGAGCGGGGGCCAAGUGUGUUUGGGUUAACUUGGCCGCUGCUGCUGCGUAGUGAUGGGAGCAAGUUUGGCAAGUCGGAGGGUGGAGCCAUCUGGCUGUCUGCUGCCAUGCUCUCGCCCUACAAGUUCUACCAGUACCUUUUUGCCACACCUGAUGCUGACGUCAUCAAGUUCCUGCGCAUGCUCACCUUCCUGCCCGUGGCCGAGAUCGACCAAUGGGAGGCCGCCAUGUGCCAGCCGGGCUACGAGCCAAAUGCCGCCCAGAAGCUGCUGGCACAGGAGGUGACUCGUUUUGUGCAUGGGGAGGAGGGCCUACAAGAAGCGCUAAGAGCCACACAAGCCCUUGCACCAGGUUCCACCUCCACCAGACUAGACCCAGCCACGCUCGAAGCCAUUGCUGCUGACGCGCCCUCCACCUCGCUCCCGUGGGCCGACGUGAUUGGCCGAACCGUUGCUGACGUGGCAGCGGCGUCCAAGCUAGUGGGGAGCAAGGGGGCGGCUAGGAGGCUUGUGCAGCAGGGAGGGAUGUAUCUGAAUAACGAGAAGGUGGGGGAGGGGGAGAGGGUGGUGGGGGAGGAGGAUUUGGUGGGGGGAAGCAUGCUGCUGCUGGGAUCAGGGAAAAAGAACAAGAUGAUUGUGAGAGUGGAGCGGUGA
Molecule: messenger RNA, 1788 nt
Organism: Closterium sp. Yama58-4
Lineage: Eukaryota; Viridiplantae; Streptophyta; Zygnematophyceae; Desmidiales; Closteriaceae
Source: the annotation of a GenBank genome assembly